UUGCCCAUUGACGGGCUCGGAAACUUCGAAAUCUCGGCAUAGCAGUGAGAGAGAGUGAUCGAGUUAGUGCGAAAAUGCCGAUCAUGGAGAGGUUGAGGAUGUUCGUGGCGCAGGAGCCGGUUAUUGCUGCCUCCUGCCUCAUCGGCGGUGUCGGUAUCUUCCUGCCUGCUGUUGUGAGGCCUAUUCUGGAUUCCCUCGAGUCAUCCAAGCAAGUUCAACCUCCUGCCUUGACCGACGUUGUUGCGGGUGUCACCGGGAAGAAACAAGGUUGAUCCGGGCAAAUGAUCUCUCCCCUCUUGGAUUAUCCAUCAGCCUUUUGUUUAACUUCAGUUCUCUCUCUAGGAAUGAAAUAAACCAGAGUUGCUUUUUUAUUUUUUUUGUUCUGGAAUGCUACCUGAAAGUGUUCAUUCAUAUCACUCAAACUCUUAACAUUCAAGGGCAUUGACACUUCACUGUCCCUUGUUCUUGUCCCUCUAUUUGUACAUUAUUCUUCUGAGAGCUUAUGUCCUAAGCUAAGAGAAUUUGGAAAGCUGCA
Molecule: messenger RNA, 535 nt
Organism: Tarenaya hassleriana
Lineage: Eukaryota; Viridiplantae; Streptophyta; Magnoliopsida; Brassicales; Cleomaceae
Exons: 3
Coding region: 75-272 (65 amino acids)
Source: RefSeq, a predicted model, not a curated record